AUGGAGUCGCUUCUCCAGCAAUCUCGGGCCAUGUGCCCUUUUCUCAAGCGGACUUCCGCCGCCACCUUGCGGUCUCUGUCCACCGCUACCCGCCCCAGCACCAGCCCCGGCGGUGGUACUAUGUCCAACCUGCAGGUUCUCGCCCGUCGAUGCCCCGUCAUGAGCAAGGCUCUGGCCGUCCAGAGUGCUCGCAUGGCCGGUACUAAGCGAUUCACCUCCUCGGCUGCCGGCGUGACCGCCAACCACAAGUAUCUCCGGCCCACGGCUCCCCGACGGGACUUGCACUCGACCAGCGGCAAUGGCGCCAACCUGAGCCCGGACGUCUUCAAGGAUUCUCAGAGAGGCCAUCCCAACUUGUCUCGAGCUGAACGCCGUCCCGGCUUUGCCCCCGCAGCGGUCUCCGGGCCUCGCCCCGAUGCACCAGCGACCGCACCUUUCGAUUACGACAACUUCUACCGCACUGAAUUGGACAAGAAACACAAGGACAAGUCGUACCGCUACUUCAACAACAUCAACCGCCUGGCGCAGGAGUUCCCCCGGGCCCACACGGCCUCGCAGGAAGAGCGCGUGACUGUCUGGUGCUCCAAUGAUUACCUCGGCAUGGGACGCAACCCCGAAGUCCUGAACUCGAUGCACAAGACUCUCGAUACCUACGGCGCGGGAGCUGGAGGCACUCGUAACAUCUCCGGACACAACCAGCACGCUGUGGGAUUGGAGAGCACCCUGGCCAAAUUGCACGACAAGGAAUCUGCUUUGGUCUUCAGCUCCUGCUUCGUGGCCAACGAUGCCACCCUAGCGACUCUGGGCAGUAAGAUGCCGGACUGUGUGAUCCUGUCCGACAGUCUCAACCAUGCGUCCAUGAUCCAGGGCAUCCGCCACUCGGGCGCCAAGAAGAUGGUUUUCAAGCACAACGAUCUGGUCGACCUGGAAACGAAGCUGGCCUCGCUUCCUCUGCACGUUCCCAAGAUCAUCGCCUUCGAAUCCGUCUACAGCAUGUGCGGAUCGAUCGCCCCCAUUGAACAGAUCUGUGACCUGGCGGACAAGUACGGUGCCAUCACCUUCUUGGACGAGGUCCACGCCGUGGGUAUGUACGGCCCCCAUGGUGCGGGCGUUGCCGAGCACCUCGACUACGACGUCUACGCCUCCCAGGAUACCGCCAACCCCCGCAGCACCAAGGGCAGCGUGAUGGACCGCAUUGACAUCAUCACGGGCACGCUGGGCAAGGCGUACGGCUGCGUCGGCGGCUACAUCGCCGGGUCCGCGGCCAUGGUCGACACCAUCCGCUCUCUCGCCCCUGGCUUCAUCUUCACCACGUCGCUGCCGCCCGCCACCAUGGCCGGAGCCGACACGGCCAUCCAGUACCAGUCCCAGCACAAGCGGGACCGCGUUCUGCAGCAGUUGCACACUCGCGCCGUCAAGGCGGCUCUCCAGGAACUGGACAUCCCCGUGAUCCCCAACCCGUCGCACAUCGUGCCCCUUCUCGUCGGCGAUGCCGAGGUGGCCAAGCAGGCGUCUGACAAGCUGCUCGAGGAGCAUGGUAUCUACGUGCAGGCCAUCAACUACCCGACCGUGCCCCGCGGCGAGGAGCGACUCCGCAUCACGCCCACCCCUGGCCACGUCAAAGAGCAUCGCGACCACCUGGUGCAGGCCGUGCAGGCCGUCUGGAAGGACCUGAACAUCAAGCGGGCCAGCGACUGGGAGGCGCAGGGCGGAUUCGUCGGCGUGGGCGUGGAAGGCGCUGAAGCCGCCAACCAGCCCAUCUGGGAAGACGCGCAGUUGGGACUUCAGGCCAACGAGACCAUCGAGGCGGCGGUCAACCGUGAAUUCCGCGAAGAAGCGGCCCGGUUGCUGGCUCCUCACAUGCAGACCACCAAGCCCAGCAGCCCUCUGACUGCUCCUACUUCCAUUCCUGUUGGAGUGGCGGCUUAA
This is a messenger RNA of Aspergillus melleus, 1929 nucleotides long. It is a transcript of the gene hemA, whose product is annotated as 5-aminolevulinic acid synthase HemA. The transcript has 2 exons. Gene Ontology annotation, biological process: heme biosynthetic process. Gene Ontology annotation, molecular function: pyridoxal phosphate binding; 5-aminolevulinate synthase activity. Bases 1 to 1929 code for a protein of 642 amino acids. Gene Ontology annotation, cellular component: mitochondrion. The record is from RefSeq and is a predicted model, not a curated record. Lineage: Eukaryota; Fungi; Ascomycota; Eurotiomycetes; Eurotiales; Aspergillaceae.